Lactuca virosa is the source of this 778-nucleotide messenger RNA. The record is from the annotation of a GenBank genome assembly. NCBI's taxonomy places the organism in Eukaryota, Viridiplantae, Streptophyta, Magnoliopsida, Asterales, Asteraceae.
GGUUCGUACACUUAAAAGGCCCAAGAGACGUUGAAAGGCCCAAGCCUAUACCAAAAAGACGUUUCCUCUGCUCAUACACAUUCUGUCUGCUGCUCCCUUUCUCUCGAAUCUCGAUCUCCCUGCAAUGGAAGCGUUUCCGGAUUACGAGGUUAAAAGCGGCAAAUCAUUUUAUGUAAAAGUUCCUGAAGACAAAGUUGUGAUUCUUACAAAGGCUUAUCUUAAAGAAGAUACGGAGAGAGUAGACAAAAACAAAACAAUUUAUUUGCGCCUUAGAGUUGAUGGAAGAAGGCUGGUAGCUGGAAGCCUUCACCCUCAAAGGCGGCGUGAACAAGUUUUGAGUUUGACUAUUGACAAAGAUUUUCAGAUCUCACACAGUUUAAGCAAUGGCAGUGUCCACUUCUCUGCAGCCAUAGCUGAUAGAAAUUGGGAUUAUCGAUAUCCUUUUCUCAAAUUGCGUGUGUGUUCUGUGAUCACUUAUUCCAAAAGUGAUACAGAUUCUACAGAUUUUGAUGAUGAAGAGGAAGAGACACCAAACAAGGGAGUUCAAGACCAUGGUGACGAGUGAUUGAUGAGGGGUUGAGGGUUGCAGAUUGAAGAGUCGUGAGGACUGAGGAUGGUUUCUAAAUUCUAAUAUAAUGCAUGGUGUUUAGUAUAGAAGGUUUGUUGGAAAAAGACAUCAAAAUCAUAUAUUACUCUCUUUAUUUGUUGUCUUGAAGAUUGGUAUUGAUGGUAAUUAUGAAUUGGUUAUUUCAAACCCACAGACCUCAAGAAACUUAAC